AUGGCUUCUUCUGCAUCAUCAGUGUCGUCAACAAACUCAUCUCGUUCAAGUACAAGUACAAUGUCUGAAGCAGAAUCGUUACCAGAAUAUAAACCACAACCGCCACCUUCAUAUUCAAGAAGAUCUACUUCAUCCCAUACAAGUUCAAAUUCUUCAUGUUCUGACCAAGAAUCAGACAUAGUAAAUCCACCACAAAAGGCUAGUGAAAGACAACUAUCGACAUGUUGUUCAGACUGUUGGGGGAAUUGUUUUGGAAGUUGUUCUGGAGAAAGCUGUACUGGUACAGACAAGAAUUUCUGUGGAUCUGCUUUAGUUGCAUUAUGCUGUGGAUCAGCAAUAGCUUAUGGUGUCGGUUCUUAA
This is a messenger RNA of Candida tropicalis MYA-3404, 360 nucleotides long. RefSeq lists its product as uncharacterized. The record is from RefSeq and is a predicted model, not a curated record. The coding region runs from base 1 to 360 and encodes 119 amino acids. Lineage: Eukaryota; Fungi; Ascomycota; Pichiomycetes; Serinales; Debaryomycetaceae. The transcript has a single exon.